AUGCCACCAAAUUUAGCCAUUAAAUGUCUUGGGAAUACACCAGGUGAGUGUUCCUAUACUGUUCUGAAUGUUGGCUUUUGAAAAAUACACCCAUUUCCCAUGAACAAUCAGCUGGCUUCAAAACUCAAAAUACAGGUCACCCUAAAAGAUAGUUCAUUCCUAGGCCUGCAGCCAUCCUAUCUUGUUUAUGACAUUUUCUAUAAACCUCUUUAUGAAUUUAAUUUGAAUGGCUGUAACUCAUUCAAUACUUCUCUACUCAACACCAAACUUCAAUCUUGAUGUCUUGUAUUUGAAAAUAUACACUGUGUGACCUGGUCACUGAGCUGUAAACAGAUUUAUCAUGGCAUUAAGUGACACUCUUUAGGUGAAAAAAAAAUUAGCACCCUUUAUACAAAAGCAGUAAAUAUUUAUGCCCUUGCACUAUCCAAGUAUAAGAUCACAUACAAUCAUUUUUUAAAUGAGGUAUGACUCUCAUUUAUUUUUUAAUCUUCUCUCAUUCUAAAGAUGCAAUGGAGUUAUACAUGAAGUUAUAUAUAUAGUCAUUUUCACAGAUUGGAUGUCGGUUACCGAUGUUCUUGCACUUACCGAGACGAAACCCAGAUCACAAGUUAACAGUGAAGCAACUGGUACAGUUUCUGAGGCCUGAAUUUAGUCUUUAA
Molecule: messenger RNA, 659 nt
Organism: Pocillopora meandrina
Lineage: Eukaryota; Metazoa; Cnidaria; Anthozoa; Scleractinia; Pocilloporidae
Source: the annotation of a GenBank genome assembly